AUGUUAUUGCAUUGAAACAUGGCGAGCAAGAUGCUUAGUCCACAAAUCUCUCCUUCCGACUUUGAAGAUGAAGAAGAACUCCACUCUGUACCUGAAGACAUUAGGAACCAGACCCAAGUGAUGUUCUACGAGUACGUGGACAGUAGGUGUAGCCACGACAGAGACUUAUCCAAGGAACAGGCUUCCCUCCUUCACGAGUCAGCAUCUACUUGUAUAAGAAAAACUGACGUGGGUGGACAGGGCGAAGCAGCUGAAAGGAUUGCUAUCCUAUUAUGUGAAUACGGCGACAAGUUCCAAAAGGAAUUUGACAAUGAUCAAAACUUACAGAAACUAAUGACAGAAGGUACUAGUGACACUGAUACUGGGGAGCCUUCAACAUCCAGUGUCCUUGCACACGUUAGGAUUGUCGUGGAAAGGAUUUUUGGUGUCAACUCUAACGGAGAAAUAAUGGUCCAGAAUAUCACAUUUGGUAGGAUUGCAUCUUUAUUUUAUUACAUUUAUUCACUCUGCAAGAGGUUCUUAAAGAAUACAUUUGCUAACCACACUCUCAUGCAAACAAUGUGUGCCCUCGGUGGGUACCUUGUUGUAUCCCUGGUUAGAGUAAAGUUCUUCCAGUGGCUGAAAGAUCAAGGAGGAUGGGGCCAGGCUAUUGUUAACAUUUCUACGAGCAUUACGCUACCCACGUGGGGUAAUAAUGUAAUAUUGGCAGGUGGGGUCUUUCUUAUUGGUCUGUGGGCAUACAGGAUGUACAAAGGACUCUGAAAUCAACCAACAUACAUGCAUGCAUUUCAUACGUGUACAUUUCACUUUGUGAUUGUGUAAUUCUUUCAUCUCUUAUGAUUAGUUUAAAAGAUGUGGAGAGUAUAGUAGGCGAGUGGUUUCAAUUAGCACCUUGAUUAACUCCCACGCUUUUAAUAAAAAAGGUGUGGCUCAUCAUGCUGAGUGAGUGUGCGUCUGUGUUUACUGGAGAGAAGGAAACAGCUGACGCAUCUCUUCUCUCUCGCAAACUAAACGAGAAAUUCAUUCGAACAAUAAAUUAAAAUUCACUGUCUAUACCUCUCACUCUCCAGCUACCCCUUCCUUCAUAAAUGGCCGUGCGUAUUGAAAUAACAAAAGCUGCUUUCCGCCUGGACAUAGAGCUAGGCCAAGAGGACCCGCCAGUGGAGAAAGAGGACAUAACAGCAGUUACCAACGGGACACUCUCUUUCAUAGAAUCUAAAGUAUGCACGGAUGAAGAUCUGCCUGAUGGUGUAGAGAUAGCAGGCCAGAUACAUCCAACUGCUGGAAAGGAUGACGUUGGCUGGAAAGUCGGUAAAGAUUACGCCAAGUGGGGGGACGAGCUCUUUAAGGACCCUGCAAAAAAGCAAGAGCUCUUACAAAUAUUGCAGCCUCUGGUGGAAAGGGCUUUCAAAGAAGGCGGUCAUCUUCUUAAAAGAGCAAUGAAGGCCAUACUCUGUGACAGGUUUGGGCUUGUAAGUGAAAUCAGGAUAGAGAGGAUUGCCUCUCUCUUCAUGCUCUGCUGGAAUUUAUUCAAGACUGCAGUGAUUGCACACUCUGUUGUAAAAGCUUUUGAGGUCCUUGGGAAGAUACUCAAGCAUGUCAUACUCUUCCUACAGGAAACGAGAUUCUUUGAAAAACUAAGGGAAAUGGGAGGAUGGGUUGGUCUCCAGGAAUUGGUGAGGUCCUAUAGGCCAGCCAUUACCAUUACUUCAGUCAAGUAUCUGACUGUUGCUACCACAGCAGCCAUUGCUGGAGGACUGGCUGUAUAUCUGUACCUCAAGUAUAAGGAUUGAGGAAGGACGACCAAAGAAAAAUUAACGAAGGAUAAAUAAAUUAUUGUAAAAUAUCAUCUGUACCUAUGAUAUUCUCACUUAAUCAUUAUUAUUAUUAUUAUUUA
Molecule: messenger RNA, 1897 nt
Organism: Amphimedon queenslandica
Lineage: Eukaryota; Metazoa; Porifera; Demospongiae; Haplosclerida; Niphatidae
Exons: 7
Coding region: 1089-1793 (234 amino acids)
Biological process (GO): regulation of apoptotic process
Source: RefSeq, a predicted model, not a curated record